CGGGCCCGCCCUCCGCGUGCAUGUGCGGGGCGCGGGGCGCGGGCUCUGCCGCCGGGCCUCGGGGAGACCUCGUGCAUGGCCGCCCGGGGGGGACCCCCGCCCCCGCCGCCCACUGCGCGGGCGCGGGCCGGUCUGCAAGAGCCGUAGCUAUGGGCGCCCUGGCCGGCUGCUGGGUCCUGAGCCUCCUGGCCUACGCGUACCUGUCCUGGGGCCAGGGCCUAGAGGACAAGGAAGAGGAAGGGUCCCGGCGAGCUCAAGCUGCUGAGAGUCCCGGGCCCGCGCAGCCGCACCUCAUCUUCAUCCUCGCGGAUGAUCAGGGAUUUAGAGAUGUGGGCUACCACGGCUCUGAGAUAAGGACGCCCACUCUGGACAGGCUGGCUGCCCAAGGAGUUAAACUGGAGAACUACUAUGUCCAGCCCAUUUGCACGCCGUCCAGGAGUCAGUUUAUUACUGGAAGGUACCAGAUACACACAGGCCUUCAACAUUCUAUCAUAAGACCUACCCAACCCAACUGUUUACCUCUGGACAACACAACCCUACCUCAGAAGCUGAAGGAGGUAGGAUAUUCAACGCAUAUGGUGGGAAAAUGGCACUUGGGGUUUUACAGGAAAGAGUGCAUGCCCACCAAGAGAGGGUUUGAUACCUUUUUUGGUUCCCUUUUGGGCAGUGGUGAUUAUUAUACACAUUACAAAUGUGACAGUCCUGGCAUGUGUGGCUAUGACUUGUAUGAGAACGACAAUGCUGCCUGGGACCAUGACAACGGCAUAUACUCCACACAGAUGUACACACAGAGAGUGCAGCAAAUACUAGCUUCCCAUAACCCUACAAAGCCUAUAUUUUUAUAUAUUGCCUACCAAGCUGUCCACUCACCAUUGCAAGCCCCAGGCAGGUACUUUGAACACUACCGAUCCAUUAUCAACAUAAAUCGACGCAGAUAUGCUGCCAUGCUUUUCUGCUUGGAUGAAGCAAUCCACAAUGUGACCCUGGCCCUGAAGGCAUAUGGUUUCUAUAACAACAGCAUUAUAAUUUACUCUUCAGAUAAUGGUGGUCAGCCCACUGCUGGAGGAAGCAAUUGGCCUCUCAGAGGUAGCAAAGGAACAUAUUGGGAAGGGGGGAUCAGGGCUGUUGGCUUUGUGCACAGUCCACUUCUGAAAAACAAGGGAACUGUAUGUAAGGAACUUGUGCACAUCACUGACUGGUACCCUACCCUGAUUUCACUGGCUGAAGGACAGAUUGAUGAAGACACUCAACUCGAUGGUUACGAUGUCUGGGAGACCAUCAGCGAAGGCUUUCGUUCACCUCGAGUGGAUAUUUUGCACAACAUUGACCCCAUCUAUACCAAGGCAAAAAAUGGCUCCUGGGCAGCAGGCUAUGGGAUCUGGAACACAGCCAUCCAGUCAGCCAUCAGGGUGCAGCACUGGAAGCUGCUCACGGGAAACCCGGGCUACAGUGACUGGGUUCCACCUCAGGCUUUCAGCAACCUGGGACCAAACAGGUGGCACAAUGAACGGAUUACCUUGUCAACUGGUAAGAGCAUAUGGCUUUUCAACAUCACAGCUGAUCCAUACGAGAGGGUGGACCUCUCUAGCAGAUAUCCAGGCAUUGUGAAGAAGCUCCUGAAGAGGCUCUCCCAGUUCAACAAGACCGCAGUGCCUGUCAGAUAUCCACCCAAAGACCCCAGGAGUAACCCUCGGCUCAAUGGAGGAGUAUGGGGACCAUGGUACAAAGAGGAAAACAAGAAAAAGAAGACAACCAAAAAUAAAGCUGAAAAAAAGAAAAAGAAAAGUAAGACCAAAAAAAAGAAACAGCCCAAAGUGCUCUGAUCCCCAAAUUGCCAUUCAGGUAUUACACCUGGUUAGGUACGUGUUCAGUACAUUUACUUAAAUAGUCUUGCACAGAAAUCCAGUUUUCACCUGUUUUCUAGGUGAACCAGCAAAUUUGGCUGAGAAAUAUCACUGCUUAAGCAUUGGGCUUGUAUUCAUGUUGUGUCAUGCCACAGAUAUCAGCCCGCUGCUGCCACAUGCAAACAGUCUGCCUGGUGCCAAAGGUGAUGCUUCUUGAAGCCACAGUCAGAGGAGACUGGAAAUGUUGACUGGUCUUGGUCCUUUAUAAAAGGUGGUCAGUCUGGGGCUCACCUUCUGUGCUUCCAUCAACUGACUGAACACUGCACUGUAAAUUAUGAGAGAGGACUUCAGCCUGCCAGCAAUGAGCAAGCCAGUGUGAUAGACAUUAUAGGGUCUUAGGAUUCAAAACUACUUUUGAUAUGGUCAGGUUGUGUCACCUCAAUGGCCUUGAAAAGUAUUUUUUCUCCAUGAAUUUUGUAUUUCUCACAUGACACUCGGGUUUUUAAAUUAUUUCUACUUUAUGUAUCAUUUCCUUUCUUAUGGAAAUAAGCUGUUUUUUCUCACAUGUGAACAACUUGCACCUCAUUUUAUCAUGCAUGAAGGAAAGGCAAAUAAGAAUGCCUAAGUAUACUGCCAAAAAGGAAUGUAACUGCUUCUAAACUUUAAUAAAAUCACAUUUCAAUAUAAAAUA
This is a messenger RNA of Chinchilla lanigera (long-tailed chinchilla), 2535 nucleotides long. RefSeq names its product arylsulfatase family, member J (gene Arsj). The coding region runs from base 21 to 1823 and encodes 600 amino acids. The record is from RefSeq and is a predicted model, not a curated record. NCBI's taxonomy places the organism in Eukaryota, Metazoa, Chordata, Mammalia, Rodentia, Chinchillidae. The transcript is spliced from 2 exons.